AUGGCUCUUAUUGCCACAAUUGAUGCAAGGCAAAUUAAAGAGGCCUUAACAGUUGACUUGAGAAAGGAUGAACGACCCCUCGACCUUCUGAUGCAACUAUGGGAGGAAGAGGAAACAGAAACUGAGGAAAAUAUAAGCAUUGAAGCAUUUGGGAAGAUUGAAGUUGCUUCCCAGAGUAGAGUGUUUAAAAAGCUGUGGGACUCUAACGUACAAAGAGAAACAGAAUCUCACAGACACCCUUCGAUAUCACUGCACCAACUACAUGACAAGAUUUACAGACCCACCAUAGACACAUUCACCCGGAUCUACGAAGCCCUUAGAAACAUGUCCAUGCAGGUGGAGGAGUUUGAUGAGAUAUUUGGGGAGUCUGAGGUGGACUUUAUUAAAGAUGAGCUCAAAGUCAUGGGACAAUCAUUUGCAGACAGUAUGCAGACUGUAUGGAUAACACCCAUUUGUGAUUAUAUCAAACGGUAUAGAAAACUGCAGGAUGUUGUGGAACCAGCCAGAACCGUAUAUGCACUGCAGGAAGGCCUGGAACUGACAGGAGACUUCAGCCCCCUUAGUGAUUUUCAGAUUGACCGUUUCAGAGCAAAAUGUUUGAAGGAUUUCUCUGAGGAGAUGGAAACCACUGGUGCCAAACUCAAAGUUCUUGAUAACCUGGUUGUUUGCCUGUUGGAGGAGUUGCUAAACUGUGUGAGCAAAGACUUUAUCAGUUGGAUCAGGUCGAUUAUGAAAGAUCAAAAAGAGCUCACUGUGUUUGUGGAACUGGCCACUGCCUUUGCUGGGGACAACCCACUGGACAUCGAUAAAGUCCGAAACUUCAGAGAUGCCGUCUUUGCUUGCGCUCCAAUCAUUUAUGAUCUUGAUAAAAAUGCAGGAUUUGACGACCUAAUGGAAAAGAUCAAAAGUCUUAAGGAGUUCACUGAUAAGGAUGCUGAUCUUCAACACAAACUGCGAGAUUCCUGUGUGCAUAAACCAUGGCUGGAGACAGCCCACGCUGCCCAUGGCUCUGUUGCUAAAUCAUCUCUGCUUCAGGCUACUGAGAUCAACAAAAACGGGGUCUACAUCAUCAAGCAGUCCUCUACACGGGGCACAGUGAAACUGGAUGACUGUAUUUCCUUAAAUAUUGGAGAAAGAUCUUCUGGAAACCAGAAUGUUCAGUAUAAAACAUACAACCUGUCACAGCUUCAGGAACUUCAGAACAAGCUGAUGCUAAUCACUGCAACUGAUGAACAAACUGACUCCAUUUCUCUGUAUGUGAAGGUCUUGGAACAAAUAUUACAUGCUGGAGAGCUGUUAAUCAAACUGACUGAAGCAGGCCAUAUUCUAUUCACAGACUGGGCUCUUAGAGCUUAUUGUGAUGACAAACAUGCAGUGAAAGUACAUAUUGACUUUGGCCUCACUGGCAUGGCAAUCCAAGGACAUGGGAAAUUGCUGGUGGAGCUGACUGGUGUUUGUAAAAGUAUGCAGGAUUGCCUGGAUAAGUGGCUAACCUACACAACAAAACACAGAGAUGAGUAUUACUUUCUCAAUUACUUCACAGCCAAACAACUGGUAACACUGUGUUGUGCUGUUGCAAAUUUGCAAAAGAAUGAAGAGGUCCCCACAGGGGUACUGAACUUGUUAUCUUUCAUAAAGGAGAAUGUCACUGAAAAGGAUCUAAGAGAUGCUUUCACUGCAGCACUCAAAACUCCGCUGCAAAAUCCAGGUAGUGUGAAUCUGCGGUCACCUCAGAUUCAAGAUUACCUUGUUACAUUCCCAGAAAUUAUUAAUUAUGUUGUUCAAGCUGGGUACUCUGAAGAUGCUGCCAAAGCUGCAGUCAUGUAUUGCAAAAGUGGUGAAGAAGGUGUGGAAGAUUUUCAAGAAGCCGUGAUGGAAUGUGUUUAUGAAUACAGCACUGACGAUGACUGGGUAAAAAAAUGGAGCACAGACUUUGAGGAGGAACGGGAAAAUGUUCUUCAGAACCAGAUGAAAUUCAGUGGGGGUCACUCUCCAGAACAAAUGCAACCAACAUUUUCACAGGAUGACAUGAUCAACAUGUUUGAGAACCUCACUUCCUGUAAAGAGAAGAUCACAAUACUGUGGGAGACCUACUGUGGAAAACUCUCGGGACUUGUAUCAGAUAAAUACGCAGGGCUGGAUCUGGUCGGGGAAACCUUGAAGCAGUUGGCAGAAACUGAGAAAGACACAGUCCAGAGGACACUUACACGCCAUCUAGAAAGAGGCAAACCAAAUCUCGUAUCUUGUAGUGAUGUGGAGAUGCUGCCCCACUGCCUGUCUCUCUACCUCAGUGAGGAACGACCUUUGCCAACCUUUGACGAAAUUCUGAUCUGCACCUCUGAGACGACAGCAGAGGAGGUAGAGCUGAUCAUUCGGAGAGCAGUGCAACCAGGGAGCAGACACGAAAAAAUCUACUCCCUAUUAAAUGCUGACAAACUGAAUCAUGAGGUGUCUAGAGCAUUAGAAUCCUCUUUUUACCACUUCUCCCAGAGUCAAGAUGUCACUGUGGCAAAAGAUUACAACUUUGUCAUAUUUUGCAAUGCAAAAGCCCAUCACAGUUAUGUUCUAACAGCUUUUGAUGAGUACAGAAGAACAGUCCCAUCCCAGACCUAUGGAGGCAUUCAAAAGCUCCUGAGGGUAAAGCAUGCACUGUCACCUGAGGCUGGAUUUACAUCAAUCAUCCCAGAGAAGUUUCAGCAAAGCAUAAAAAUGAUUGCGUCGGCCAGAGCUGGUAUGGGAAAAACACUGUUUGUGAACAACCUUGUGAAAAGAUCGUCAGAGUUACUGAAAGACCAGGGAUUUACACACAAAACCAUCAGCCUGACUGAAUCAGAGAUAAAACCAGGGUACAUUUUUGAACAGCUGAGACCAUAUGAAGACAAACCAGAGGAUAAAGUCCCAAGAGUCUUCCAUUUUGAUGUACCUCCAGUGGUGUGUAAAGGACUCUACUCCUUCCUUGUUCAGCUCUUUGUGCUCAGAUGUUUCCAGAGCACAGAUGGGUCCAUCUGGAGAUGCAAAGAUUGUCACCUCUACUUAGUAGAGUUUACAGAGAGGAAACCUACAGGGAGAGACAGUGAAAAUUCAGAGAUGUCCACAGAGAUGAAAAACUGUUUAUUGGGAAUGUUUACCACAGUGAGAUGUUUGUCACCAAAAGAUACCGAAGAACAUUUGAGUGGGAACUGUAGCACAAAUUAUACACAGAAUGAGUUUCAAGUCAUGGAUGGCUCUGAAUUCAAGAGUGAAACAUUUCAGAGAACCUACCAAUAUCUGAAACACUUCAGACAGAACAAACUUGAACAAUUCAAAUUUGAUCCAAAAGUAUGUGCUGAUUCUCCUAAGGAGUGGUUGGAAUGCAUUUUGCAUUUUUGUGAGAUCAAGGACCCUUCCUGGAUGGAGCUUCGCAAUUUCACCCAUUUCCUUAAUGUGCAGCUGGAGAAAUGUGAAAACUCUGUGUUCUGCAGUGACGUACUUAGAAAUGACCUGACUGGAUUCAGAGCCUUUGUUGUAAAAUUCAUGAUUACAAUGUCUCGAGAUUUCACUAUGCCAUCAUUGAAGACAUCUGAUGAGAGUGAUCUGUCUGGAAGAACUGAGGAUGAAAACAUUCUCCGUCAACACCAGCUUGAGAGACGAUGGGAACAGCAUUCACACCCAUACAUCAUGUUUAAUGCUGAUGGAGUGUCCAUGACCUUCUUAGGGUUCCACAUCCAAAACCUGAAUGCUGUUGAUGUCCAUUCUGGAAAAGUAAUUGAGCCUAACAUAAUAACUCGCCAGUUACUAACACAACUGAAGUAUCAAGGAGUGCCACUGAACAUUGACUUCAACAACCUGGCUCGAGCUGAUCAGCUUGAGAUUUUGUGCAGAGUUCUUGGUGUCACCAGGGUGAAGGAUCCAGAUGAGUCUUAUCAGCUCACACUGGACAACGUCUUGAAAAUUCUUGCCAUUCACAUGCGAUUUCAGUGCAACAUACCCGUGAUCAUUAUGGGAGAAACUGGAUGUGGUAAAACUCGGUUAGUCCAGUUUAUGUGUGAUCUGCUGAGGACAGAAAAUGGGAGGAGGAAUAUGAUUGUGGUGAGAGUCCAUGGAGGCACAAUAUCUGAAGAAAUCUACAAGAAAGUUCAACAGGCCAUUCAGAUUUCACAAGAAAAUGAAGCUCUUGGAAUGGACACUGUCCUCUUUUUUGAUGAGGCUAACUCAACAGAGGCUGUGUAUGCUAUUAAGGAAGUGAUCUGUGACAAAACAGUCAAUGGAUGUAAAAUUGAUGCCCCCCGUCUCAAAUUUGUAGCUGCUUGUAAUCCUUACAGAAAGCAUACUCAGCAGGCAAUAGAACAACUAGAGAAAGCUGGACUGGGUUACCGGGUCCGGGCUGAAGAUACAAGGGAGAAACUGGGUACCAUUCCAAUGAGGCAGCUUGUAUACAGAGUUCAACCAUUGCCACCCAGUCUGUCACCGCUUGUCUGGGACUUUGGCAAGUUAAAUGAGCACACUCAAGAUCUCUACAUCACACAGAUGGUGCGAUCCUUUUUCAAAAGGGAAAACCUCCCUGAGAAAUAUGAAACUGUAUUCACAAAAGUGAUCUCUGUAUCUCAGAGGCACAUAGCAGGUAUAGCCAAUGAAUGCAGAAUGGUGAGCCUCAGAGACAUUGAACGAUGCAUGAAAACAGUCAUGUGGUUUCAUCAGCAAAGAACUACAUUGUACCCUCUCAUUGAUCAGAAAAAAGAAAGGAAGGGACCUGGAAACGUGAGUGGCUCACUCAUCGAUGACAUCAUACGCUCCUUGAUUCUUGCAGUUGGAGUGUGUUACAAUGCUUCACUAGAGCGCCGUGAGAAAUACAUUGAAAAGGUGGCAGAAGUUCUUUCUUUGACAACCACUGAUAUAAUUAAUGAAAUAGAUUUCUGCCAAGAGGUCUUCAUUGAUAAUGUGGAUUUAUCAACAACUGCAACAGCAAAGAAUGAUGCCCUAAAGGAGAAUGUCUUCAUGAUGAUAGUGUGCAUGAAUCUGAGACUACCUCUGUUUCUUGUUGGAAAACCAGGCAGUUCUAAAUCACUCUCAAAAACAAUAGCUGCAGAUGCUCUCCAAGGGAAGUCCUCAGGCAGCGACCUCUUCAGAAGCUACAAACAGGUUCAACUCCUUUCAUUCCAGUGUAGCGCCCAUUCAACAUCUGAUGGAAUCAUUUCCACCUUCAGACAGUGUGCCCAGCUUCAGUUAAACCAGAACCUGGAAGAAUAUGUCUCGGUAGUUGUGCUUGAUGAGAUUGGAUUAGCAGAAGACUCUCCUACGAUGCCACUGAAAACUUUACAUCCUCUCCUUGAAGGUGGAUACAUUGAUGAUGAGGAGCCAAAACAUUCCAUGAAAGUUGGAUUCAUUGGAAUUUCCAACUGGUCACUGGACCCUGCUAAGAUGAAUCGUGGCAUACUUCUGCUUAGAAUAUCUCCAGGAGAACAUGAACUCAUUAAAACAGCCAAGGAAAUUUGCACAUUUGCAAAGCCUACCACUACAGACAUUGAGGAAAACAUUCCCAAACUCACCAAGGUUUAUUCUGAAAUUUUGAAAGAGGCACAAAGCCAUAUUGAGUUCUACGGACUUAGAGACUAUUAUAGUCUCAUCAAGGUGAUUGUGACCUAUGCACGAAUGUCAAGUCAUGAACUAUCCGUGGAUGCUCUCGCAAGAGCUGUUCAAAGAAACUUUGGAGGUCUGGAUUCUCAAGUUAAAAUUUUGGAAAUAUUUAACAGCGUUUUCCAGACCACAGGCAAACCAGUCAAAACCAUUGACCUGGUGAAGGAGAACCUUGAUUCAAAGAAGAGGAAAGGCCUAGAACCAAGGUAUCUAUUGCUUCUCACAAGUAACAAUGCUGCCCUUUCAAUCCUGCAGAGCCUGAAAGUCAUUGACAAAAAUGACACAGAAAUCAUCUUUGGAUCUGGAUUCCCACUCGAUCAAGAGUAUUCUCAGGUCUGCCGAACAGUGAACAGGGUGAAGACUUGCAUGGAGGCAGGAAGGCCUGUUGUGCUGUUGAACAUUCAGAGUCUCUAUGAGAGUCUGUAUGAUGCCUUGAACCAAUGCUAUGUCAAACUAGGUGGGAGUAACUACGUAGACAUUGGACUUGGGUCUCACCGUGUCAAAUGUAAAGUCAGGGAUGAAUUCCGCCUCAUUGUCAUUGAAGAGAAAAGUGUGGUGUAUUCACAGUUUCCAGCCCCUCUCCUUAGCAGGCUUGAAAAGCAUUGUUUGGAAAUGAGCACAAUCCUCUCUGAAGACACAAGGGAAAUGCUUGGAGUUUUGGAAAAUCAAGUUAAGAAGAUGUUUUCAAGUGAGGGUGAAAACCGUCAAACUCUUUGUGAUACUUUGAUUGGGUUCAGUGGUGAUACCAUGGCAUCAGUACUACUGCAGUACUGCCGUCAAUCUCCCUCUGAGUGCUGGGACUCAGCCAUGAAAAAUGAUGUCAUUCAACAAGCAAAGGAAAAAGUAAUACAGUGUGCAACUCUAGAUUCCAUUCUCAGAGUAACCAGGGACAGAGAGGCUGUUCAGGAACUGUACUUCACACAUCAGACUCACAUCAAUUUGACUGACCUAAUCAGGAAACAUCGGACCACUAGUGACAAAGGGAUGUGUCUGGAGGUGUCAACAUAUUCUCGACUCCUGAAUCAAAGAGAUUUUAAAUCAAUGAAUACGGAUCUGAAAAUCUCCAAACAUCAGUCCCAUCUGUUUCGACUUCGGGAGUUUCAAACAGAGCAGGCUUUUUGUGACGCACUGAGAAAAUGUUUCCAGUUGAGUGUUGAGGGAAGAUUGCUCGUUUUGAUUCAGUUCUACUUUGAAAAUCCGAAUCAGAGUCAACGACUCCUUUCUUGUACCAGGUACUGCAUCUCAAAACUUGUGAGAGAAUUCCAGGAGAAGACAAUUGUUGAUGUUAUCCUGCUAAUCAGAAUUCCAAGGAUAUCAGGAGGGUGUGGAUACACUGCCCUUAUUGGAGAUGACUGGGACUGUACCCAUUUGGACGAACUCAUCCCCACCAAAGGGCUGACAUCAGACAUGCAGAAACUGUGUAGCAUGUCAAUACCUGAAAUCUUUAAGAAGAGCAUGGUAUGCAGCAAAGUUGUCCUUGUUGAACUUGCUGCGAACAUGUACAAAGACCUGACAAAGGAUGAUCCAGAGAAUGUCUCUCUGCUUUGGCUCCAUGUCACCUAUGAGAACAUGCAUGACAAUCAUCAGAUUCUCUACAAACUAUCACAACAAUGCAGUGACCAGUUUGACAUCAGCAAAGCCAGAGAAGCCACAGAGGCAACACACCUUUUACUGGAGAAACUCCAGCCCAGUGAUGAGCUGCUGAGGGAUUACCCCAGCUGUAAGGACUGGCUGAAGAGGAUGAUUGCAAAGAAAAAAAUGGACAUGGAGCUGACAUUUAAAGAGGUGACACGGAUGCUGAAGCAAUGCAACAUCAACGCCUGCAACAUCUACCUGCUCGAUGAGAUGGGGAAACACUUACAGAGAUACAUUGAGGAGGCUCUGAAACAUAAUGAGAAUCCUGAGGAGUUCUAUCUGAUGGUUGUUCGCAGCACAGAGGAUCAGAUACAGACAUCUUCCCAUGAAGCGUUGAUCCAGAAAGCCAUAGAAUGUCUGAAUUUUGACACUUCCAUGCUUUCAAGCCCAGGAAGGGAUGUGACGUUUGAGGAUUUGCACUGCAUUGCCAAAAUAAGAUUUGCUGUCACCGUUGCCUCAGAUAUCAUUGGACGUUUGAAAUCUGUGGAGGUGCUGGUAGAAGGUAGCCACGGUGGUGCAUCCAUUCUCAUUCAGAGGCUUGAGGAAAUUGUUAUGAAGAACCAGUGGAUCCAGAUAUUCCUGAUCCGAAACUUGUGCAAUGUCUUUGGUCUUAAAAUCAUUCAACACAUUCUCCAGAAUGAAAAUUUACACUGGAUUCUGCCAAAGGAACUCAGGGACAAAAAGAUUGCGCAGGUGCAUAAAAAGUCGACACAAUACAGAAACUGGAAAAACAUUUCCGUGGUCUGCCAGAGGCUGUCUCAGGAGAGUCUCACUCAGCUGUCAGAGAAGCUCAGUUUCUCUCAUGACUCCAGUUUAACACCAGUUGUCAUCCAUACAGCGGCCGUGAUUUACCAGUCCACAGCCCCUGAGAUGAACCUGCUCAAGACUCUUUGUACACAGCCCAACAAAGUCAUGAAUAAUGUCGGGGACAUAUUAGUGAAUAUUCUGUACAGCAAAACACCACAGCUGACAGAUCUGCCCACCACUGGCAUAUUCAACCUCCCACUCAUGUGGAGAUAUGAGCAGAGAAUGACCAUUCAGCACCUCACUCACCUGGUGGAACUAGGGGAUGGAACUGAGGGGUAUCCAGCACUUUUAGAACUUCUUAGAAAGCAUGGCCACAUUCAGCACAUCAGACACCUGCCUCAGAUCCUGAAUCUUCAGCUGAAACUCAUGCUCCACUUUCGCUACACUGAUUUAGUCGACCUGAAAGACAUGUCAGUGGAAGAGUUCCUGACAAAAGCCCCGCCAGCUGAGAGUCACCUACUUAAAGAGGGCGUGAAAAGGCUGAUGAGCGUGUGGAGACAUCUGAAGGACUCGUCUUAUCUUGAGAUUCCACCAGACCUUAAGCAGAGGGAGGAAGACAGCAUAAUGAUUCCUGAUCUUCUGCCCAGAGAAAACUCUUUGACACGAAUAUUAACGAGAUAUCUCGCCAAAAUGCAGAAUGACUGCAUUAACACUGCCAAGAUCAAAGAAAGCGGACAAAUGAAAGCUGAGGACCUCAAACCCUCACACAUCAUCACAUGUGACUUGGAGGAGGACUUUCUCCCAAUGGCCAUCUCCAACUUUGGGCACAUUGUGAAUGAGGACGGCACUGAAACCACCAACUAUAAUUUCAAAACCCUGGAGAGCCAGCUGAUCAGUCGCUUCAUCAGUGAGAAACCCCUCAUUGAUCUGUCUACAUUACCUUUAAUGGAGUGUAAUCCGGUGUCAACGCUGCAGUCUUUCUUCAGUAAAGUGAAAUCUAAUCUGGAGCCCUUGCCAGCCCAGGAGAAGAGUUACAUCAUGAAUGAAAUGAGAUUCCUCAGUGAGAUCUCCGCUGCUCUGUCCACCCUGAGAAUAGCCAUUGGUUUCCUCGAGUUAUCCUUUGGCUCCAAAGACAUGCUGUUAGUGGAGUACAUGAAAACUGAGCUGAGAAUGGAGGACAGAGCCCAGCACCUGGAGCUGCCGGUUUUGAGGACCAGUCAAGUGAAGCAUAUUCAGUCUCUGUGGGAAACUCUGUCCACCAGACGCUCAGCUCUGCUGACUGAGAUGAAUCAGGAUCCAUUCUUCAUGGUUAGCCCAAAAUUCCAUGAGAAACUGAGUGAGGAGGAAAAGAGAGAUUUGGUCACCAAACUGUCAGAGAUUAAAGACCUGGACAUGUUCCUCACUCAACUACAUGAUUUCAUCAUGAACAUGGAGGCCAAGCCGAUUAUGCCGUUUUGGGAGUUCAAUUCAACUUUUGAAGCUUUCCUCUUUAAUGACAAAGAGCUUCCUGAGGACUGUGUUACAAGCCUGAUAAAGCCUUUUGGAGAUGAUCUGAAGAUGAAAAAUAUUAUUUCUCUGUGGGGUCUGUCAGUGAGGAGAAGAGCUGGCCAUGUGAAUUCAGUGUUUAACUGA
Molecule: messenger RNA, 9627 nt
Organism: Chanos chanos (milkfish)
Lineage: Eukaryota; Metazoa; Chordata; Actinopteri; Gonorynchiformes; Chanidae
Product: E3 ubiquitin-protein ligase rnf213-alpha-like
Exons: 31
Coding region: 1-9627 (3208 amino acids)
Molecular function (GO): ATP hydrolysis activity; ubiquitin-protein transferase activity
Source: RefSeq, a predicted model, not a curated record